AUGAAGAUUAAUGCCACUGUGAUUCCAGCUCCGAGAAAAUCGGUGAAGAGAAUGAUGUUCGAAGCCAUGGUUGGUUUUCUCUCACGCUUGUGUUUCGCUUCCGAUGAAGACCCUCCCAUGUACGAGGAAAGUGUCUCCGCCGACAUGGACAGAGCAACACGCCGCAAAAACAAGAACGACAACAAACGUAUAUACGCCACCACGGACCACCAUGCUUUAAUUUUGCCAGAUAAAGUACACUUGUCAUCAAAUGAUGAAUAUGAUGCAAAUCGGUAG
Sphenostylis stenocarpa is the source of this 276-nucleotide messenger RNA. Lineage: Eukaryota; Viridiplantae; Streptophyta; Magnoliopsida; Fabales; Fabaceae. The record is from the annotation of a GenBank genome assembly.